UUCUCUGCGUCUAUUUUGCGUCCUGGGCUAACUUGUACACUCAUCUUUUAGGAGGAUUGGUAUUUGCAUCUGUGCGCAAUGCAGAAAAGGGCGAUCCAGCGCAUCCCUGACGUCUCUUCUGGGAUUCGCUAUACGUUCUGCAGACACCGAAGCGGCACAAGCGGAGGAACCAGACGGUCUACUACACUCUUAAAAGAGGGUCCGUUUGGAGGAGGGCGCGAGCGGGGACGUGAACGUGGACAUGCCAACCAGCCAGUCUCGGAGGAGCUUAAGAAGGUCUUGUCGCCGGAGGCACUAGCAUGGCUCGAGGGCAAGCCUCUCAAAACCAAGGAUGAUGUGAAGGGGAAGGGGAAGGGCCGUGUAACGGACUUCCAACGACCCACUACAGAGAUUCCCCCCUCGAAGGAGAAGCAGCUGUUCACUGCUUUGGACGAGCCCCACGACCUUGCUUUACCGGAGAGCAGCGACGUUGACGCCUUCGUUGACGAGACGCGCCGCAUACCCGCUGGUACUCUAGUCGAGCUUCGCAGAGCCGACAUAACCAUGAACGCCGUCGUACUCUACACCAUGCUCUACAACCGGAAAUGGGUCAUGCAUGCUCUCACCAGCGUCGGCGAGGUCUGGCAUUGCCAUGAACACGACGUCACCUUCCAAUUAACCAACUUCGUCGAUGAGAAACUCAUCGAGCGCUGCGGGCUGUUCGAACGGGCUGAGACGGAGGCAGAGAGCGACGCGCGGGUGCAGGUCCUCAGCAAGCUGCGGUCAUUCGAAAAGCGCUUCGAGCACGACUGCCACGCCAUUCCCGAGAUUGCGAAUGGCAUGUCCUUCUACGACCAAGUCGCGCACUCCGACCCGACCGUAUGGUCUCCUCUUACCACGCGCGAGGCCGCGGUGAAAUUGCUUGGGAAGGACGCGACCUUGACAGACGUGGACCUCUUCGCUGUUCAGUCAUAUCUGUUCGCUUCUGGGCAUCUGUAUGUCGUCGAGACCAGCAAGUUCCUGGAAAAGCAGCUGUUCUGGGUCCGCCCUCGUCAAGAGGUUUCAGACAUCGAGGCUGUCACCGAAAUGGUCCUGAAUCGAUCCCCUGCAUUGGAUGUCUUCGCGGCCAAGGCGCGAAAGGUCAUCGCGGAGUCGAGACAGCGUUCCAUCGAGUCUUGGGAGGAGGCACCAUCCCGUCGACCUUUGGACGAUGUCGAGUGGACCGAAGGCGACCGGACGAUCCUUCGCUUCCUGGUUUCUUCACUCAGGACCCACCGAUUGAUCCAGAAGAGUCCGUUCACGGUGCCAGUUGCCCAUAUCUUGAAGGCGGUCGGGAUGCACUCGAUGAAGAAGUACAACGGCACGGCUGCUCACCACUUCUUGAUUGAGUUGGGCAUGCUUGCUCCAUGGGACGAGCCGAUUUCUCGGGAGAUCCAACUGCACCAUGAAGCUGAUAGUGUUGACCUCACCCCGACUGUGCCCACUCCGAUCCUUCCCAGCUCCCUCGGUCCGACUGAUCUAUACUCUCACGAUGUGGUGGAGUCUCUGCGACAUGACUUUGGUGACUUGCCGGUGUAUGUUAUUGACGAUUGGGGCGCCGAGGAACUCGACGACGGUAUCUCCGUCGAAAGGAUACCGUCUGACCCAGAGCACCAUUGGUUGCAUGUACAUAUCGCUGAUCCCACGACUCUACUCCCUCCUUCACAUGAGAUAGCUCGUCACGCCAUGCAGCUCUCUACAACACGAUACUGGGUGGACCGCACGAUUCCGAUGCUUCCCCGCGAUACCGCUCUUAGUCGUUUCAGCCUCGACAGUCAGCAAGGUCAGCCGAACGUUGCCCUCAGCUUCAGCAUGAAGGUGAACACUUCUGGCAAAAUUGUCGACUACAAGGUCCGGCCAGCCGUCGUACGGAACGUCCGCACAAUCAAGUACGACAUGGUCGAUGCAUUGCUCGGAAACGAGUCAGGAACCACCCAUUUCCCGUUCGGCGGCGCUCCUCAGCGUCACGAGUUUGAUAUGUCUUCCCUCGGCCCUCCUAUCCUGGAUGAUCUCAAGCUCCUUCAGCAGGUUACCCAACGACUGGAAGCUGAUCGCCUCAAGAAUAACGCGCUCGUAUUCAGCUUACCGAGACCCAACAUGAUUAUCGAGCCCCGACCCCUACCCAGCGAUAUCAUGAGCACCUCCGUCCCCUCGGAGUUCCGUGGCUUCCCCAAGCUGACGUAUGGAGUCGCCAACGCGCUCGAGAUGGGUUCUAGGGUUCUCGUGGCGGAAGCUAUGAGGGCCGCUGGCCGAGCCGCCUCUCUCUUCUUCCGGGACCGGGGCAUCCCCGCAAUCCGUCGCACUGUCGCUCCGCUUCAGACAGAGCUCCGCGGUAAGAUCGAGGAGCUUCUGGCGAGCAGGGGCCCAGGAGGCGUCGUCGACCCCUACGUCGCGCUCGCCGCACGCGUCAUCAGCCCACCCGGGCAGUACGUUUUGACGCCAUCGAUUCAUGCCCUCAUGGGCAUCCCCGAGGGCGAGGGCUACAUGAAGGUCACGUCGCCUCUCCGGAGAUUCGGUGACAUGAUCGCGCACUGGCAAAUCAAGCACGCCCUCCUUAGAGAGAAGGGCGAGCGCGGAGCACCGGUCCUGUUCGACGAAGCGUGGCUCCUGCGCGCAGCGGAGGACCUCUCCCUGCGGGAGCAGGCGGCGAGGCAGUCGGAGAUCAUUCAGCAGUCGUUCUGGGCGCACUGGUUCCUGAUCAGGUGGAUGAACGACCCUAGGCGGGCGCAGAGGGAGCACGACCCGCUCAGAACGCUCAAGGCGCGUUUGGUAGAGGCGCCGACGGCGAAUGACAAGAUUGGGGAGAUGAACUGUGCGGUGUAUCUAUCGGAGCUCGGGCUGAAGGCGCGCUUGGUGGGUGUCCCGCUCGACCAGACCAACCGAUGGCACCUGGGAGACGAGCUAGACGUGGAUAUCCACCAGGUGUUACUGGGCACCCGGCCCAGUCUGGACGUAACUCGUCGAUGAGGAUCUAGCGGUCCGUUCGGCUCCACACCUUUCACGCUGGGCACAGGUACAUUAGGAAGAGUAUAAUAGAAUCAUCUCAGUACGCACAUGUAUAUUCCAUAUAUCAAAGGCUUAUCGCUUUCACC
Messenger RNA from Dichomitus squalens LYAD-421 SS1, 3110 nucleotides. Its product is annotated as RNB-domain-containing protein. Gene Ontology annotation, biological process: mRNA catabolic process. Bases 79 to 2985 code for a protein of 968 amino acids. NCBI's taxonomy places the organism in Eukaryota, Fungi, Basidiomycota, Agaricomycetes, Polyporales, Polyporaceae. Gene Ontology annotation, molecular function: 3'-5'-RNA exonuclease activity; RNA binding. The record is from RefSeq and is a predicted model, not a curated record. The transcript has 2 exons. Gene Ontology annotation, cellular component: exosome (RNase complex); P-body.